AUGGAGGAGCAGCUCACCAAAGCCACCACGGUGGAGUGGGCAGCCACUGGCCUGAUGGCAGCGCAGGCCACCAUGCAUUGGGGUCGUGCAAACUGUACCGCGCAAAGUUCGCGAGCUGCUCAGCACGAAUUGCUCAGCGGCGCUACGACUGGACUGGCUGCUCUUCUCUACCUGGCCAUGGCGUGCGGCAUCUCGGAGGCCUACGAGGCUUUCGAGGCCGACGGCAGCACGCAGCGGCUCUUCUUCCACAUUGCCUAUCUCGGUCGGGCGUUCGUGCCAUGCCUGUUGCUCCUGAACAUAAGCACGCUGGCUCGGGAGCGCAGAUCCUCAGCGGCCGCAUUGAUGGCUGCCUGGGUGACGCAGGUCCUGGCGCUGUACCUGGGCCAACUGGCAAAGGCACAGCAGAGAUGGAUCUUUCUCCUAGCAGCAGUGGUGGCGCUCGUGCCCAUGGCCAUCACGAUGUGUGCGGCCAUGGGGGGCCGGCUCCACGAGUCCUCGCUGAUGACAGCUUACCGCUUCCUGGUGACAUGGGUGUGUGUAUGCGGCGCCGGCUUCUGCUGGUUAUUCCUCUUCUGCCAAGUCUUUCGUUUCUUGGAGGUGCACACAGAGGUGGUGCUGGGUGCCCUCCUCGACUACUGCCUGCUUGGGGUCUCCAGCCUAGUCAUCAGCUGUGCGGGGCCUGACGUGCAAGCUCCGCUGCUUCCCGGUCAGGAGGAGGAGCUCUCACUCUAUCCGGGUCCACACACUCAUGGCUUCUUCCCGAACUUGGACUCCUGCACCGUGACAUGA
This is a messenger RNA of Symbiodinium sp. CCMP2592, 789 nucleotides long. NCBI's taxonomy places the organism in Eukaryota, Dinophyceae, Suessiales, Symbiodiniaceae. The record is from the annotation of a GenBank genome assembly.